AUGUUCUUCAAAUUACUAACAUUAACUUUAAAAACAAAUUCUCAUAAAAAUAUAAAUGUAUACAAAAGUACUUGGAAAAAUUAUGUUACGGAAGCUACUUUUAAAACUAAACCUUUCCGACUUCAUAAACUCGAAAAUGGUCCCUUAACAGAAGUGAAACUAUCCAAAGCAGAUGCACUUAAAUACUACAAACAAUUACACACUAUUCGUCGAAUGGAGACUGCCGCAGGAAAUUUAUAUAAAGAAAAAUUUGUUAGAGGAUUUUGUCACCUAUACUCUGGACAGGAAGCUUGUGCAGUUGGUUUAGUAGCUGCUCUUCGUCCUCAAGACUCUGUUAUUACUGCUUAUAGAGCUCAUGGCUGGACUUAUUUAAUGGGGGUUUCACCACUUGGCGUUCUUGCAGAAUUAACAGGACGUCAAAGUGGUAAUGCUCGUGGAAAAGGUGGUUCUAUGCAUAUGUAUGCAAAAAAUUUUUAUGGAGGUAAUGGAAUUGUAGGAGCCCAGGUACCAUUAGGUGCAGGAAUUGCAUUUGCUCAUAAAUAUCAAAAUAAUGGUGGAGUAUGUCUUGCUCUGUAUGGAGAUGGUGCUGCGAAUCAAGGUCAAAUAUUUGAAACUUAUAAUAUGACCAAAUUAUGGAAUGUACCUUGUAUAUUUAUAUGUGAAAAUAAUGGAUAUGGAAUGGGUACUAGCGUAGAUCGAGCUUCAGCAAAUACAGAAUAUUACACACGAGGAGACUUUAUUCCUGGAAUUUGGGUUGAUGGAAUGGAUAUUUUAGCAGUUAGAGAAGCAACAAAAUUCGCUAUAAAUUACUGUACAUCUGGAAAAGGACCUUUAGUAAUGGAGACUUUUACUUAUAGAUAUAGUGGACAUAGUAUGUCUGACCCUGGCACAAGCUAUCGAACACGAGAAGAAAUUCAAGAAGUUCGACAAACUAGAGAUCCAUUAACAAGUUUUAAAGAAAGAAUAUUACAUGCUAAUUUGGUUACAAACGAUGAACUAAAAAAAAUGGAGAAUGAUAUUCGGAAAGAAGUAGAUGAUGCUAUAAAAAGUGCAAAAUCAGAUAAAGAAGUUCCGAUUUCUGAACUUACUACUGACAUUUAUGCAAAUAAUUUAGAAAAAAUUAUUAGAAAUACUACACCAUUUAAACCAUUGAUACAUUCUAGCAUUAGUUCUACAGUUUAUAAUUAACAAUAUUUUACAUUACAUUAAACAUUUCUUUAAAU
This is a messenger RNA of Ceratosolen solmsi marchali, 1223 nucleotides long. RefSeq names its product probable pyruvate dehydrogenase E1 component subunit alpha, mitochondrial. The record is from RefSeq and is a predicted model, not a curated record. The coding region runs from base 1 to 1188 and encodes 395 amino acids. Gene Ontology annotation, biological process: pyruvate decarboxylation to acetyl-CoA. Gene Ontology annotation, molecular function: pyruvate dehydrogenase (acetyl-transferring) activity. The transcript has 6 exons. NCBI's taxonomy places the organism in Eukaryota, Metazoa, Arthropoda, Insecta, Hymenoptera, Agaonidae. Gene Ontology annotation, cellular component: intracellular membrane-bounded organelle.